Musa acuminata AAA Group (dessert banana) is the source of this 2243-nucleotide messenger RNA. RefSeq names its product bZIP transcription factor ABI5 homolog. The coding region runs from base 509 to 2101 and encodes 530 amino acids. Gene Ontology annotation, cellular component: nucleus. The record is from RefSeq and is a predicted model, not a curated record. Gene Ontology annotation, biological process: positive regulation of DNA-templated transcription. Gene Ontology annotation, molecular function: DNA-binding transcription factor activity. Lineage: Eukaryota; Viridiplantae; Streptophyta; Magnoliopsida; Zingiberales; Musaceae. The transcript has 3 exons.
GCUACGUUAGGCCCAUAACAUCACGUGCGAGGCACACGUAUUAACAUUGUGAGCUUCCCUGUCUCGCUGCGCUGGGAGUUUCUCAUGCUCGACACGUGUCUCGUACGUGUCGACGCUCCUCGCCUUUCAUUUAUGACGGACCGGCUUUUGUAGUUGACCGCUGUUCCCAGCGGGCCCCCCCGCGCUUCGCUUGCGCAGGGGAUAACGGUGGCUCGUUGCGUGCUGGGUCGCGCGGGAGCCAGGCGAGCGCCGAAGUCUCGCGGGUGCCACCUGUAGCAGCGGCCGGUUCCCCCCGAGGAGGAGGUGUUAGUGGUGAUCAUGGCCAAGGUAAUCUCGCCGGAACUCUCUUUGCCGAAGUCUUUCUCGCCUUGGAAAGAGGAUAUACGGCUGCUUCUUGUUUCCGACUGUGUUUUUUGAUGGAAAGAGGAUAUACUGUCUUUACGAUGACGAAUCCUCUCUCCCGCAUUGAACGCUUUCACUGCUCUCUUCUUGUUCUGGGGUUCGCAGGAUGGGUGGUGGAACCCAACUGGCGAACAAGGCAGCUUUUGCUGCCAUGGUAGAAGAACCAUCUGUUUGUUUUGGGCCACGGAUGGGCCCACAUGGGCUCAUGCUGCGCUCUCUCUGUAGUAUAUAUCAUUGUAGUUCUGAGAUAUCAAUAUCGAGCGCGGCCGAGCCGGCCCGGAGUCGCGCCCGCCACUGUCGACCGACGGAAAGCCGCUCUUUUGCUUGCUUCGUGGCUCAGAAAUACAAAGCGCUCAAUAUUCUCUGCCAAAAUCGUCAUUUUCCUCGUUUAUUUUUACUCCACAGUGAAGCCGGAGCUCCAAGUUGCCGGUUUGCAACAGGGUGGAGCACGCGCGCCGACGUGGCGUCUCCAUCGGAGAGCAGGAAGAUGACGUCGGAGGACGCGGAGAUGACGUCCGGGCAUCGAGAUCCGGACCGGGGCCAUCGCCAGCUUAUCCGGCCGGAAGAGAGGGAUCAAACGGCUGACCCGGCAGACCGGGAGCUCGACCUCGGGUUCCACUUGAUGGCGCAGACCUCUAUCUAUUCCCUCACCUGCGACGAGAUCCAGAACGCGGUGUGCGAGCCCGGCAAGACCUUCGGGUCCAUGGAUGACUUCCUCACCAGCAUCUGCAACGUCGAGGAUAUCCAAGCUGCCGCGGCCAACGCCAACAACGACAGCAGCAACAGCCAACCGCAGGCCAACAACCUAGCCGACAGCACCGCAGGGGGUCAAGUAGUGGAGGCGGCGGCGGCGCUCCAUCGGCAGGGGUCGCUCACUCUCCCGGCGCCGCUCUCCAGGAAGACGGUGGACGAGGUGUGGGCGGAGAUCCACCGGAACGCGGCUCGCCGGUCCCACCGCGUAGAGCAGGUCAACCCGGACGGCGUCGGCGUCGAGAACGCCUGUCGUCAGCCGACCUUCGGGGAGAUGACGCUCGAGGACUUCCUCGUAACGGCCGGGGUGGUCCGGGAAGGACACGGCGGGCAAGGAGCGCCACCGCCCCACCCGCAGCCGAUGGCGCAGCCCCCCUCCGCGGCGCAGCAGUAUGAGAUGACCGGUUUCGGCCACAUGGUGGGCAUGGCAGGGUACGUCGACGAGCAAGUCUUGGGGGCGGCGGCGGCCGCGGUGGUAGGGUCACCCGCGAGCCCGUUGUCGUCGGAUGGAAUGGGGAGAGGACAGGUGGACAACUCGGUGCCAGGGUACGGAGCCGACGUGCCGAGAAGCAUAAGCGGCGUCGGAAGGAAGCGACCGGGGGACGGGGAAACGGUGGACAAGGUGGUGGAGCGGCGGCAGAGGAGGAUGAUCAAGAACAGGGAGUCCGCCGCCAGGUCUCGCGCCAGAAAGCAGGCAUACACAGUGGAGCUGGAGGCGGAGCUGAACGUGCUGAAAGAGGAGAAUGCCCGGCUGAGAGAAGAGCAGAGAACGGCAAUGGCGUUAAGGGCGCAACUGGUGAGCCGCUGGAACGCAGCUGUGCUGUCCAUGCUUCCUACUAAUUUGCUCUCCAUUUGUCUGCAGCUGCUGGAGUCUAUGACAGAGCAGUCGCGUAUAAAUGUGCAGAAGGCAGUGAGGAAGCUGCGUCCCUGCAACAGCUGCACAUGGUGACGGCCUUCGAGCAUAACUCCGACAGUUCUAAUCUCCUGUCUUAGCUAUAUAGUGUGUGUAUGCCAUCUCGAUCAUGCAAUUUGCUGUUAGCAUAUGCUUCCCCUUGUUAUUUGUACAUAUAAUACAUGCACACAUUGUUCAA